AUGAUUCUCCUUCUCACUCUUCUCCCCCGACUUCCCCCAAUUCAGAUUUCGUGUAUGAUUCUCCUCUUCUUCCCCGACUUCCCCAAUUCGGAAUUUCGUAUGAUUCUCCUCUUCUCACCCGACUUCCCCCAAUUCGGAAUUUCGUAUGAUUCUCACUCUUCUUCCCCCGACUUCCCCCAAUUCGGAAUUUCGUAUGAUUCUCCUCUUCUCCCCGACUUCCCCCAAUUCGGAAUUUCGUAUGAUUCUCCUCUUCUCACCCGACUUCCCCCCAAUUCGGAAUUUCGUAUGAUUCUCACUCUUCUUCCGACUUCCCCCAAUUCGGAAUUUCGUAUGAUUCUCCUCUUCUCACCCGACUUCCCCCAAUUGGGAUUUCGUAUGAUUCUCACUCUUCUCACCCCGACUUCCCCCAAUUCGGAAUUUCGUAUGAUUCUCCUCUUCUCCCCGACUUCCCCCAAUUCGGAAUUUCGUAUGAUUCUCCUCUUCUUCCCCGACUUCCCCCAAUUCAGAAUUUCAUUUCGUAUUCUUCUCCCUUCUUCCCCGACUUCCCCAAUUCAGAUUUCGUAUGAUUCUCACUCUUCUUCCCCGACUUCCCCCAAUUCGGAAUUUCGUAUGAUUCUCACUCUUCUUCCCCGACUUCCCCCAAUUCGGAAUUUCUUCUCUUCUUCCCGACUUCCCCCAAUUCGGAUUUCGUAUGAUUCUCCUCUUCUCACCCGACUUCCCCCAAUUCAGAAUUUCAUUUCGUAUGAUUCUCCUCUUCUUCCCGACUUCCCCCAAUUCAGAUUUCGUAUGAUUCUCACUCUUCUCCCCGACUUCCCCCAAUUCGGAAUUUCGUAUGAUUCUCACUCUUCUUCCCCCGACUUCCCCCAAUUCGGAAUUUCGUAUGAUUCUCCUCUUCUCACCCGACUUCCCCCCAAUUGGGAUUUCGUAUGA
Molecule: messenger RNA, 930 nt
Organism: Acanthosepion pharaonis
Lineage: Eukaryota; Metazoa; Mollusca; Cephalopoda; Sepiida; Sepiidae
Source: the annotation of a GenBank genome assembly